This is a messenger RNA of Lineus longissimus, 2936 nucleotides long. RefSeq names its product tyrosyl-DNA phosphodiesterase 1-like. Lineage: Eukaryota; Metazoa; Nemertea; Pilidiophora; Heteronemertea; Lineidae. The transcript is spliced from 13 exons. Gene Ontology annotation, cellular component: nucleus. The coding region runs from base 120 to 2390 and encodes 756 amino acids. The record is from RefSeq and is a predicted model, not a curated record. Gene Ontology annotation, molecular function: 3'-tyrosyl-DNA phosphodiesterase activity; double-stranded DNA binding; single-stranded DNA binding. Gene Ontology annotation, biological process: DNA repair.
GAAAGUGUAACUACUGCUUUCUCAAUUUCUGCUAUCUCAACAAAAUCGUCUUGUUCUUCGUAAUCACGGUGUUUUAACUUGGAAGAACAGCACAUCAGAGAGCAGACGGAAGUCGCAUCAUGUCGGAUGACUCGGAUGUGACCCUUGACCCUGACCAGGAUUCUGAUAGGACCGUUGGACCAAGUGAUGAGGAAGAAGACGGUGCAUCCAAUGCCGUGACGUCUGCCUCCAAGCCUGACGUCUGCUCAUUAAAGCAACCACUUCAAAAGAGAAAGUCCUUACCGUAUCAGUUCAAGAAAACGAGCAGUAGUGUUCAUACGAUAUCAGACAGUGGAAGUGAUGAGGAACCUCCGCGUAAAGCGACAUCAGCAUCAAGACCCUCUCAAAACCUAAAGCCCUCUCCAAAGCCAAAACUCUCUCCUAAGUCAAGUAGCAGUUCCAGACAAAGUUACAGCUCAAAUAGGUCGUUGCUUCUGAUAUCGGACAGUGUCGAUGAAUCUCCAAGAAAAUCUGACGGGAAGAAACCUAUAUCAACAAACAAGUCAACGCUCUCUCCAAAACAAAGUGUUGCUAAGAAGUCUAUUCAAUUGGUUUCUGACAGUGAUAGUGAUGACACCAAACGAAAUGCCCCAGAGAAAUCUUCAAAGAGGAGUCUAUCUCUUGCUAAGAAACCGCCCAGUGGAGAUGACGUCAGGAAUUCGCUGCGAGGAGCUAGACCAAGUCCCGCUAAAAAACAGGACAGUGGUGGUACGUCUAAGAACACACUGAGUAAGACAAACUCGACCCCAAAACAAGACAGUAGAAAUCGAUCCAAUAUCUCGAUUCCAAUUCCCGGAUCUUCCAAGAGAGCAAGAGAGGUUGAUGUGCCAUUGUCCUCAAGUCAGGUCGACCCCAGGCCAGUGUGUCCUUAUGGUGACAAAUGUUAUCGGAAGAAUCCAGAGCAUAGGAAAGAGUUCAGACAUAUUGAUAGUGUAAGGGCAUCCCCUCCUCCAAAGAAGAAACCAAAAAUCGAUGUCCCAAAUAUGGAUGUGACUGAAAAGUACAAGAACGGCCGACCAUUUAACUUUUUCCUGACCACAGUCCAUGGAAUAGAAAAAGAAUACAAUGCUAAACUCGCUUUUGGAAUUAAAGACAUCCUCUCACCUAAGAUGGGAUCAUUAGAAGCUUCAGUUCAGUUCAACUACAUGACGGACAUUCCGUGGCUGGUGCAACAAUAUCCUGCAGAGUUCCGCACUAAACCUCUCCUCAUAGUCCAUGGUGAACAGAGGCAGAGUAAGGCUGCCAUCGACCUCGAAGCGUCCAGGUUCUCACAUAUCAAGCUCUGUCAGGCAAAGCUGGAGAUUAUGUAUGGAACACAUCACACGAAGAUGAUGCUCCUACUCUAUAAGGAAGGCCUACGAGUUGUCAUUCACACGUCUAAUCUGAUACAGCAAGAUUGGCAUCAGAAGACUCAAGGUAUUUGGAUCUCCCCGCUCUUCCCCAAGCUGUCUAACCCAUCUGACAAAGGAGACUCCAUUACCAUGUUCAAACAUGAUUUGCUGCAGUACCUAGGAGCUUACGGCUCCAACAGACUAACUGAGUGGGAGAAGCACAUUCGGGAACAUGACAUGUCGAAAGCAAAGGUAUACAUCAUUGGUUCUAUCCCCGGCAGACAUCGAGGAGAUGCUAAAUCAAGAUACGGUCAUUUGAAGCUAAGACAGGUGCUACAACGGAAGGGCCCACAGUCUAGAGAUGUUCAUGGGUGGCCAGUGGUUGGUCAGUUCUCUAGUAUAGGCUCUAUGGGUGCCAACAAAGAGAAUUGGUUGUGUGGCGAGUGGUUACAGAGCCUUGGAGCUGGGCAGGGCGAUUCAACAGGUCUAGGCCACCCAAAGCUGCAACUGAUCUACCCAAGCAAGGACAAUGUGAGGCUAAGCCUUGAAGGCUACCCUGCUGGUGGUUCCCUCCCUUACAGUAUCAAGACUGCCCAAAAACAAACAUUCCUCCAUGCUUUCUUCCAUGUCUGGAAAUCUGCUGUGCGAGGUCGAAGCCAGGCAUCCCCUCACAUCAAGACGUACAGUCGGAUGUCACCCAAUGGGGAUGACCUGGCGUGGUUCCUGGUGACCAGUGCCAAUCUUUCCAAGGCAGCGUGGGGUGCACUGGAGAAGAGUGGCUCGCAGCUGAUGAUCAGAUCAUAUGAACUGGGGGUACUGUUUCUUCCAGAUCACUUUGGUGACAAAACGUUCAAGACUUUGAAAAAUGUUGACGACUACUUUCCCGGGAGUAGCACGUUCCCCGUUCCCUAUGACCUGCCUCCUCAGCCUUACACAAGACAAGACAAACCGUGGAUCUGGGACAUUCCGUACACUGACCUGCCAGACACCAACGGAAAUGCCUGGUGUCCCCCCUCGUGACACCUUAAGAGACUUGCUCCAACACGGAGCACGCAUAAUCAGUUUAAUAACGAUUGGACUUUUGGGAUAAUACUAAUACACUGCCAGGUGAAGCAGAUUUUUGGUGCUGUUCGAUUCGUUGUGUGAUGUGAUUUCGUGGUUUGACUGUAAUGUGAGGGUGUUUGAUACUCAAAGACUCUUUGCAAGACAUCAAUCAAUAGUGUGUAGUCAUUUCAAUGAAGUGCAGUGACUUUAAUUCAACAAGCCAAUAUGGAUGCAUCCUUUGAUAAAGUGUGCCUUGACAUGAAUUGGGCCCAGGUGCUCAAUCAGCCUAAGAGAUCAACGCCAGCAUUAAGCUAAAGUAGACGUUAUCUCCUUCAAUGAAUUUCAUUUACAAUAGUAGCAUUAGGACUUAAUGCUAAUGUUACUGCUGAUAACGAUCGAGCAACUGGACCCUGCAAUUUAUAUUGACCAAAUCAACAUGCUGUUAUGAAUGUGCAAAUGUAUCAUGCAGGAUUCUGUACGUGAAUUUGUUUUGAAAAUCAUAUACAUCUGUUAUUAAAUGUU